Molecule: messenger RNA, 3357 nt
Organism: Drechmeria coniospora
Lineage: Eukaryota; Fungi; Ascomycota; Sordariomycetes; Hypocreales; Ophiocordycipitaceae
Exons: 2
Coding region: 1-3357 (1118 amino acids)
Biological process (GO): mitotic recombination; mismatch repair
Cellular component (GO): nucleus
Molecular function (GO): ATP-dependent DNA damage sensor activity; mismatched DNA binding; ATP binding
Source: RefSeq, a predicted model, not a curated record
AUGAAGUACGGCAGGUACCUCCCACAAUGUCUGAGAAACUUUGUUCAUGCCAACAUCACCACCAUGACACCCCUAUCGAAACCUCCGGAGAAGAAGCAGAAGUCUUUGACCUCAUUCUUUUCCCCAAAAUCGAUCAAUGGGCAACGCCCCCUUCCCCAGAAACAGAGUCAACCCUCACCAACCAAUGAGCCGCCAAGCAGGAAACGACCACUUCGUGAGGGUGCUGACAGUGCCAACGGAGCGUCGGAGCCAUCAGUGAAGAGAGUCAGAACUGAUGGCGAUCAUAAUGAGGUGGAGAAAAGCACCUCAUAUUCCCCGACGUCAGAGGACGUCGUGAAGGACGGCAAUGACGCCAACACCGUUGACUCGUCCCCUGCGGAACGCUACCGGUACCAGCCAUCAAUUUCCACGAUCGCCACCGGAGCUGCGGUGGUCGAGCAUGACCCGGCAACCAUUCGGCGAAACAAUGAGCUCCAUGAGAAGUUCGUCAAGAAGCUGGGCUAUCCGGAUGCCAUGUCCAAGCGGCCUGCCACUCUGCGAGAUGACCCAACCCAUGGCGACGGCGAUGAAGAAGGUGAUUUUGACGCCGAUGCCGAUGAGGAAGAACUUCGCGCCCCAACAAAGGCCAAGAAGAAGGGUGCCAAAGCAGGCAAGUUGACGCCCAUGGAGGUGCAGUUUCUCGACAUCAAACACAAACACAUGGACACCGUCCUCAUCGUUGAGGUUGGCUACAAGUUUCGAUUCUUCGGCGAGGACGCACGCAUAGCGGCCAAGGAAUUGAGCAUCGUCUGCAUACCAGGAAAGAUGCGGUACGACGAGCACCCAUCCGAGGCUCACCUCGAUCGCUUUGCUUCCGCCAGCAUUCCUGUUCACAGGCUAGCUGUUCACGCCAAACGACUCGUCGCUGCAGGACACAAGGUUGGCGUUGUUCGCCAGAUCGAGACCGCGGCGCUGAAGAAGGCGGGCGACAACCGAAAUACGCCUUUCGUCCGCAAGCUUACCAACCUCUAUACCAAAGGCACCUUCAUUGACGAGAACGGAGAGUUGGAUCAGCAGUCGGACGGAGCACCCUCGGGCGGUUAUCUUCUUUGCAUUACCGAAUCGAAAUCCAAAAGCUCGGGAACCGACGAAAAAGUCCAUGUCGGUAUUCUGGCCGUCCAGCCUGCAACGGGCGACAUUAUUUUCGACAGUUUUGAGGAUGGCUUCAUGCGAAGCGAGAUCGAGACAAGACUUCUGCACAUUUCCCCAUGCGAGUUCCUCAUCGUGGGCGACUUGACGAAGGGCACCGACAAGCUGGUCAAGCACCUCUCUGGCACCAGCAGCAACAUCUUCGGCGACCGGAGUCGCAUCGAACGGGUGGCCAAGAGCCAGACUAUGGCUGCCGAAGCGUACUCGCACGUUACCAAAUUCUACGCCGACAAAGUAAAAGACCCUUCGCAGAGUGCCCUGCUUGACAAGGUUCUGCAGCUGCCGGAGCUGGUCACCAUCUGCCUCUCCGCCAUGGUCAGCCACCUCGAGGAGUACGGCCUGGAACACAUCUUUGACUUGACCAAGUACUUCCAGAGCUUCAAGACACAGUCACACAUGCUUAUCAACGGAACCACGCUCGAGAGCCUCGAGGUCUAUCGGAACUCUACCGAUCAUUCUGCAAAGGGCAGUCUAUUUUGGGCUGUUAACAAGACACUGACACGAUUUGGCCAGCGCCUUCUUCGGAAAUGGGUGGGCCGUCCCUUGCUAGAUCGAGCCCAUCUAGAGGAGAGACUCGCAUCCGUGCAGGAACUUUUAGACAAGCAAUCCACAGCCCCCGUGGAUGAGUUGGGGCACUUACUCUCUAGCAUCAAAACCGACCUCGAGCGCAGCCUCAUCCGAAUCUACUACGGCAAGUGCACGAGGCCAGAGCUCCUCUCCGUACUCCAAACUCUGCAAAAGAUAGCCCUUCACUACUCCAGGGUCAAAUCGUCCUCGGAUCUGCCGUUCAACUCUCCUCCCCUUGUCGCUGCCAUCAAAGCCCUGCCGCAGUUGCUCGAUCCAGUCGUCUCAUAUCUCGACCGCAUCAAUCCCCAGUCGGCGCGAAAAGAUGACAAGUAUGGAUUUUUUCGUGACCAGCACCAGACAGAAGAUAUGCAAGACCACCAGCUCGGCAUCGCCCAUGUUGAGCAUGAGUUGGACGCCCACCGUUCACACGCCGCCGAGAAGAUCAGGAAGUCGACGGUUGAGUACGUCACUGUGUCUGGCAUCGAGUAUCUUAUUGAGGUCCCAAAUACCGAGGUCAAGCAUGUCCCUGCUUCCUGGAGCAAGAUUUCCGGCACAAAGAAGCUUUCUAGAUUUCACACCCCAGAAGUCAUCCGUCUCAUCUCGGAGCGCGACCAGCACCGCGAAGCCCUCGCUGCGGCAUGCGACAAAGCCUUCCAGGACCUUCUUGCCGAAAUUUCUGUCGAUUACCAGCCGCUUCGCGACGCUGUGUCGUCACUCGCAACUCUCGAUUGUCUACUCUCGCUCUCCAAGGUCGCCUCUCAGCCUGGCUACUCCAAACCGACGUUUCUGCCUUCGUCUUCAGAGCCCACUGUUUCAAUUUCCCAAGGGCGACACCCAAUCGCCGAACAGAUGAUUGAGACGAGCUACAUACCCUUCACAACCACCCUCGCGCACCCCUCGCCGCUUGCUCACCUCAUCACGGGACCGAACAUGGGUGGCAAAUCAUCCUUUGUUCGCGCCUUCGCCCUCAUCGUUCUGCUCGCCCAAAUCGGCUCCUUCGUUCCCGCCGACGCAGUGUCCCUAACCUUAUGCGACGCCAUCUAUACACGCACCGGCGCCCACGACAACCUGUUCGCUGGCGAGUCGACCUUCAUGGUCGAAGUCUCUGAAACCGCAGACAUCCUUCGCUCUGCGACCCCCCGCAGCCUCGUGAUUUUAGACGAACUCGGCCGCGGUACGAGUACCCACGACGGUGCUGCAAUUGCGCAGGCUGUCCUUCAGCACGUCGUUACCGAGACACGUUGCCUCACCCUCUUUAUUACGCACUAUCAGAACCUGGCUCUCGUCGUUGACGGCAUCAAUGGGGUGACAAAUGUGCAUAUGAAAUUUAAUGCGGACAAAGGUGCCGAUGGCGAGGAGAAGGUAACUUUCCUGUACGAAGUAGGCGAAGGUGUCGCCCACCGAUCGUACGGACUAAAUGUUGCCCGCCUUGCACACAUUCCUAAAAAGGUCAUUGACGUGGCGGCCGGCAAGUCGAGGGAUAUGGAGAUGGAUAUGAAACUGCGUCGACUGAAAGGGGCGUGUCAUGCCCUGAACGACGUACUAUCGGAAGGGGAACCAGGUCAGCUGCAACAACUCAUCGCGUCCAUUGAGCAAAUGUAA